ACAUAUAUACACUAUAUGUGUUGAGAAGUACUAAGAAAAAACCCAAACCAACAAAGAACAAAGAAUGAGUGGAAGUGGUUCUUGCCCAUAUAAUAAUCCCACAUAUACUACUACAACAACAAUGUUUGCUUUAAACCAAAACAAAAAUCUCAAUCAACCUCAACUUCAUCAAGCACUACAAAACACAACCAAAAUCGAACAUCCUAAAUCAUGUUACACUUCAACAACUUGUACUAGUAGUAGUAAUUUUCAGAUGCCAUUGCACUAUCCAAGGUACCAAAAACCCGAUUACGAGACGAUGCCGGAGUGGAAACUCGAUUGCCUUCUCAGGCAAUAUGGACUACCGGUGAUCGGAGAUGUCAAUCACAAGAGGAAGUUUGCUAUGGGAGCUUUUCUUUGGCCUAGUCAAAACAAGUGAAUGCAUGAUUCGGGAUCGAGGACGAGUUCUGCAGGUUUAACUGAAGUUAAAUCGUGAAUUCGACUAGAAAUUGUAAUAUCGAACUAUGAUAAAUUAUUUGAUAUGUCAUGUAUCGACUAUCGUACAAGAACCUUAGUAUGUAGUGGUUUCAUUUUUAUUUUCAUCAUCUUUUACUAAAUUAAGGUUGCUUUAAUUUA
Capsicum annuum is the source of this 615-nucleotide messenger RNA. RefSeq lists its product as uncharacterized. The coding region runs from base 65 to 418 and encodes 117 amino acids. The record is from RefSeq and is a predicted model, not a curated record. The transcript has a single exon. Lineage: Eukaryota; Viridiplantae; Streptophyta; Magnoliopsida; Solanales; Solanaceae.